AUGUGGAGAAGCAUCAAGUUGGGAGUGAGGAUUACGAAGUACAAGAAGAAGAAACCUUUCUAUAGUUUAUUGGACCAUUUCAUAGAUGGAGCAGCGCGGCAUCCAGACAAGGUGUUGGUGCACUUUGAGGGGCUGCAGUACACGUACGCGGAGGUGGACCAGAGGAGCUCCAUGACGGCCCGUGCGCUGCAGGAGGAGGCGCGGCUCACGGAGGGGGACACGGUGGCGAUGUUUUUGCCCAAUGAACCCGCGUUUAUGUGGACGUUUCUGGGCCUGGCCAAGCUGGGCUGCCCCGCUGCGCUCCUGAACUACAACAUCAGAGCCAAGGGACUGCUGCACUGCUUCUCCUGCUGCGGGGCCAAAGUGCUCAUCACGUGUCCAGAGCUGCUGACGGCGGUGGAGGAGGUGCUGCCCACGCUGACGGAGCAGGGCAUCUCCGUCUUCGUCCUGUCCAACAGCUGCAGCGUGCCGGGCAUCAGGACGCUCUCCGACAAGGUCCAGAAGGCGUCCGACGAGCCGCUGCCCAGAGACCUCCGCGCCAACGUGACCAUCAGGAGCACGGCGCUGUAUAUUUACACGUCUGGGACCACGGGUUUGCCCAAAGCCGCAGUAGUGACGCAUGAGCGUGUGUGGGCGGCGUGCUUCAUCCAGGCCGCCGUGGGCGUCACAGCAGACGACAUCUUCUACCUCAACCUGCCCCUGUACCACAGCGCGGGCUUCCUCAUCGGCUUCGCAGGAGGCAUCGAGAGAGGUCUGACUCUGGUGCUGAAGAGGAAGUUCUCGGCCUCUCAGUUCUGGGAUGACUGUCGGAAACACAACGUGACCGUGACGCAGUACAUCGGAGAAACACUGCGCUACCUCUGCAACACACCCCCGAAAUCCAGUGACAAACAGCACGGUGUGAAAUUCGCCAUUGGGAACGGCGUCAGGACGGACAUUUGGACCGAGUUUUUGAAUCGAUUCGGAGACAUUCAGAUUCGAGAACUUUACGGAGCCACGGAAGGAAAUAUCGGAUUUAUCAACUACACAAAUAAGAUCGGAGCCGUGGGAAGGAUCAACCCUCUGCAUAAAUUUUUCUUCCCUCACACCGUCAUCAAGUUCGACGUGGAGAAAGAGGAGCCGGUCCGGAACGCUGCGGGACUUUGCAUCGAGGCCUCACGGGGUGAGACCGGGCUGCUGGUCGGAAAAGUCACCAAGAGGUCUCCGUUCGUGGGAUACGCCGCCAACAAAACCCAGACUGAGAAGAAGAGGCUGCGGGACGUGGUGAGAAAGGGCGACUUGUUCUUUAACACCGGGGACCUGCUGCUCAUCGACUCGGAGAACUUUGUCUACUUCAUGGACCGAGUGGGAGACACCUUCAGAUGGAAAGGUGAAAACGUGGCCACGUCUGAAGUGGGCGACAUUCUGACCGCGGCCAACAGCGUUCUGGAAGCGAAUGUUUACGGUGUAAAAGUGGAAGGUCACGAGGGUCGGAUCGGCAUGGCAGCGGUGACCCUGAAGGAAGGAGAGGAGUUCGACUGCACUGAUGCUUUCAAACACGUGGUGACCUAUCUCCCCCCGUACGCUCGCCCCCGCUUUGUACGCAUUCAGCCGAGUCUGGAAGUGACCGGGACAUUCAAGAUGAAGAAAGUGAAGUUAGUGGAAGAAGGAUUUAACCCUGCGGACAUCGCAGACCCCCUUUUCUUUUUGGACACUGACAAAAAGAAUUACGUUCCACUUACUGAAGAAAUAUACAACGCCAUAAUGUCACGGGAAAUCAAACUUUAA
Messenger RNA from Knipowitschia caucasica, 1767 nucleotides. NCBI's taxonomy places the organism in Eukaryota, Metazoa, Chordata, Actinopteri, Gobiiformes, Gobiidae. The record is from the annotation of a GenBank genome assembly.